AUGAAGAACGCCGCCGCCCUUCUUACUCUCCUCCCCCUUGUCGCCGCCCACGGCUUCAUCAAGUCCCCCACCCCCCGCAAGCCCGGCAAUGCCUUCAAGGCCGCCUGUGGCGAGCAGCCCUUCUACCAGCAGUCGUCCGACAUCAACGGCAACGUCCAGGGCAUCAAGCAGGUCGUCGGCAGCAGCUUCGACGCCACCGACUGCAACCUCUGGCUCUGCAAGGGCUUCCAGUUCGACGACAACAAGGACAACGUCCAGAGCUACAAGCUGGGCGAGAAGAUCCCCUUCGAGAUCAACAUUGCCGCUCCCCACACCGGCUACGCCAAUGUCUCUGUCGUCAAGACCUCUUCCGACAGCAUGAUCGGCGAGCCCCUCAUUGAGUUCGAGAACUACGCUUCCAACGCCGGCACCGCCGCCAACAACACCGCCUUCAGCGUCACUCUCCCCGAGAGCCUCGGCGGUGACUGCACCAAGGCUGGUGACUGUGUUCUCCAGUGGUUCUGGGAUGCUCCCGAUAUCGACCAGACCUACGAGGCCUGUGUUGACUUUGUCGUCGGUGGCUCCGGCUCCGGCUCUACCAAGCCCACUGCUCCCGCUGCCACCUCCGCUCCUGUUGCCACCUCUGCUCCCGUUGCCACCUCCGCCGCCGCCGAGAAGCCCGUCCCCACCACUCUCCAGGCCGUUGCCGCGACCACCUCCAUUGUCCCCUCCACCACUGAGGCCCCUGUCUCUGGCGACGACGAGGACUGCGAUGACGAGGAGCCCGCUACCGGUGAUGACGAUGAGGACUGUGACGACGAUGAGGAGCCCGAUGUCUCUAACCAGUCUGCUGAGGACGAGGACUGCGAUGAGGAUGAGGAGCCCGCUACUGGUGAUGAGGACGAGGAGUGCCCUGCCGACGAGGGUGAUGACUACUGA
Messenger RNA from Fusarium sp. VM40, 918 nucleotides. Lineage: Eukaryota; Fungi; Ascomycota; Sordariomycetes; Hypocreales; Nectriaceae. The record is from the annotation of a GenBank genome assembly.